AUGAGAUCCGGCUACCACUCCACACGACCCCUGGCCCUGGUAACAUACAAUGCACGCACAUUGAGGACGGACGAAAAGAUAGUUGAGCUGGAAGAAGAAUUGAGCAAAUUACGAUGGGAUGUCAUAGGGUUAUCAGAAGUCCGAAGAGAGAGGGAGGACACGAUAACGUUGACGUCUGGUAAUUUGUUCUUCUACCGGGAGGGCGACCAACAGUCCCAAGGUGGAGUCGGGUUUAUCGUCCACAAAUCUCUCGUCAACAACAUCGUAAGCAUCGAGAGUGUGUCGAGCAGGGUAGCGUACCUUAUACUCAGAAUAUCUCAAAGAUAUUCGCUGAAGGUCAUACAGGUUUACGCACCGACCUCGGCUCACUCCGAUGAAGAAGUGGAGAUUAUGUAUGAGGACGUAAGUAGAGGUAUGUAUACCUCGAAAACACACUUCAAUGUUGUGAUGGGAGAUUUCAACGCAAAGUUGGGGAAGAGAGGCGAUGAUGAGUUGAGAGUGGGGCAAUUUGGGUUUGGGCAACGUAAUCCGAGGGGCCAGAAACUUGCUGAUUUUCUGGAGAAGGAAGGACUCUUUAUGAUGAAUUCCUUCUUCCAGAAACCGAAUCACAGGAAGUGGACCUGGCUGAGCCCGGAUGGAAGGACGAAAAAUGAGAUAGACUUCAUUAUGACCACGAAGAGACAAAUAUUCAAAGAUGUCUCUGUGAUCCAUAGGGUGAAAACCGGAAGCGAUCACCGAAUGGUACGAGGCAUCUUGAAUAUUAAUGUCAAACGUGAAAGAUCACGUCUAAUGAAGUCUACGCUCCGCCCUUGCCAUGCCCAGAUCCAAAACCCCGAAAGCUUUCAACUGGAGCUCCAAAAUCGCUUUGCUUGCCUCGACAGUAGCGUCUCUGUGGACGAUCUAAAUAACAGGCUGGUAGAAACUAUCCGCGCGGUUGGGUCCCACUUUAAAACCCGUAAAGUAAAUCCGCAAAAACUCUCGGACCAAACUCUGAAACUAAUGGCAGACCGGCGCUCUAUGCCACUGCGCACAUCUGAAGAUGCUAAGUCAUAUAUGCAGCUCAAUAGACGGAUAUCUAAAUCUCUGCGGCACGACAUUCGCUCCUUUACUGCUUCAAGCAUUGAGGAAGCGAUUAACUAA
Colias croceus (clouded yellow) is the source of this 1140-nucleotide messenger RNA. Its product is annotated as craniofacial development protein 2-like. The transcript has a single exon. The record is from RefSeq and is a predicted model, not a curated record. NCBI's taxonomy places the organism in Eukaryota, Metazoa, Arthropoda, Insecta, Lepidoptera, Pieridae. Gene Ontology annotation, molecular function: catalytic activity. Bases 1 to 1140 code for a protein of 379 amino acids. Gene Ontology annotation, biological process: chromatin remodeling. Gene Ontology annotation, cellular component: nucleus.